GCCAAGAUGGCAGCCAAGAGCUUUGCUUCCCGCCUCAGGGGCUCACGACGUGCUCUGAGCGAAUCUGCAGAAACGGCUGUCUUGGAACACUUUGGAUUCCCGUUAAGUGGGACACAGACUCGAUGCUACACCAACCACGCCUUGUCCUAUGACCAGGCAAAGCGGGUACCUAAGUGGGUUCUUGAACAUAUAUCGAAAAGCAAGAUCAUAGGUGAUGCAGACAGAAAACACUGUAAGUUCAAGCCUGAUCCCAGCAUCCCUCCAGCCUUCAGUGCCUUCAAUGAGGACUACAUCGGCAGCGGGUGGUCACGAGGGCACAUGGCCCCGGCCGGAAAUAACAAAUUUUCAAGUAAAGCCAUGGCCGAAACGUUUUAUCUUUCUAAUAUUGUGCCUCAGAAUUUUGACAAUAAUUCCGGAUACUGGAACAGAAUGGAAAUGUACUGCCGAGAGCUGACAGAGAGGUUUGAAGAUGUUUGGGUAGUGUCUGGGCCCCUGACCUUACCGGAGACUAAAAGCGACGGAAAGAAAACAGUUAGUUACCAGGUGAUCGGCGAGGACAACGUGGCAGUCCCCUCACACCUCUACAAGGUGAUCCUGGCUCGCAGAAGCCCGGACUCGACCGAACCCCUGGCACUGGGGGCCUUUGUGGUGCCCAAUGAAGCCAUUGGCUUCCAACCCCAGUUAACCGAAUUCCAAGUGAGCCUCCAGGAGCUGGAGAAGCUGUCGGGCUUGGUGUUUUUUCCUCAUUUGGAUCGAAACAGCAAUAUCACGAAUAUCUGCUCUGUGGACACGUGCAGGCUCCUGGAUUUUCAGGAGUUCACUCUGUACCUGAGCACAAGGAAGAUUGAGGGAGCCCGAUCAGUGGGCCGGCUGGAGAAGGUCAUGGAACACCUGAAGAAUGUGGGGAUCAAACCAGACGACUACUUCCUGAGUCGCUAUGAGAGGAAACUGCAAGAACUCAAAACCCAGGAGCAGUCAGGGAGCCCGGGGGGGAAACUGAAAACCCAGGAGCAGCCAGGGACCCCGGGGGGGAAACUGAAAACCCAGGAGCAGCCAGGGAACCCGGGGAGGAAGCCCUCCUAGCUUUGCUCUGAGAAGAUCCCAUGUCUCAUGAAGCAGGUGUGCUCUGGGAAUGUGUCAGGUUAGUAUGUUUUAGUGGCUGUGCUCAAAGGAAUAAUGGAAUCCUAAAUUUCAGACUGAAAAUCCUCUCAAGAGAAGAAAGACCUACACAGUUUUCGGUCUAUGUUUUAUUUGACUUGGGAUGUAAAUUAAGGAAGCCGUUACACCUACAGGGCAGUGGCCGAUCCUGCGCCAAGUCGACAAGACUGCACCUUCAAGAUGGCGCCGGAUGUGUGCGGUGUGGGAAGGACUGGUUUUUCGUGCCUCCAAAUCACGCAUUGACUUCGAUGGACCUGCUCAGCCUUCUUGGAACUCCGUACUGUGCGUUUUUUCCCUUAGGACUGGAAUUGGUCUUGGAGAUGGUUUUUAGAACUCCUCUGAUGUACUAUCCUGUCCUCACGUACUGUAUGAACAUCUGGUCCUCUCGUGAGCUCGCUGUCUCUCCACUUCUGCCCUCGGGUAUUCUGUAUACAAGCUCAGGGCUGUACGUGUAUUGUCGCAGCGGUCCUCCGAGGGACACACACUGUGUCCAUUCCACCUGUGAGGAAACUGAGCUCAGAGUGCUGCCCGAGGUUCACCUUCCCAAGGAAGACUUCUCCAGGGUGUGAGGCACUCAGGGCUAAGAGGACAGCCAGCUGCAGUAGAGCCAGGUCUUCCCUGACACAGAGCGGACGCAGACCUAUUUCCACGGGUAUCUGUGGUCCGAGGCUGUCUGGCUCCUCAUCUGCCCCACAAGGGUCUUUACUGUCCUCCAAGUCAGACUCACCUUAGCUCCUUGGAAGGAAAGUCCGAGCAGGUAUUUAAAGUUCAGAGGACAGUGCUUGUGGGCUUCCCGGAGCCCCUGCUGGCCUCCAAGGACACGCUCUUCUAGUGACCAGGUGUCUGGUGAUGUGUCCCUUACUUUCCAGGUGAGCUUUUGGUUCUAGAGAUGACCUCAAGGAGGGCCUGUGCACUUAGCUCCCCUCUGGGUGGCAUAGGGCAGAGGGUCCUUCGGGGCAGCGGUCCUAAGACACUCUCCUCUCCGGAGGGGACGGCUGUCUUCUGAGCCAGCUCUCCAGGUUCGGUUUACACAGAGCCCUUUCACGGCUGGUGUAACUAGAGGCAGGGAGGUAUCCUGGGGGCAUAAGGCCUCGUCUGGCAGUCUGUCUCCCACUGCUGUCCGUCCAGGUGCUAUUACGAGUGCAGUUUUUGCGUAGCUUUUGUGUUUGUCUCAAAUAAGAAAUGCCAAGGCUUCAAGGUAAGAUGGUAAUGAUUGACCUUUUUCUGCUCCUUUAUUUGGAUUGACAAAAUAACUGCAGGUUGGAGGAGAGGGCUCGGAA
Messenger RNA from Tupaia belangeri chinensis (Chinese tree shrew), 2438 nucleotides. RefSeq names its product exo/endonuclease G (gene EXOG). The record is from RefSeq and is a predicted model, not a curated record. Gene Ontology annotation, cellular component: mitochondrial inner membrane; nucleus. Bases 7 to 1083 code for a protein of 358 amino acids. Gene Ontology annotation, biological process: apoptotic DNA fragmentation. NCBI's taxonomy places the organism in Eukaryota, Metazoa, Chordata, Mammalia, Scandentia, Tupaiidae. The transcript is spliced from 6 exons. Gene Ontology annotation, molecular function: 5'-3' exonuclease activity; RNA endonuclease activity; metal ion binding.